Ilex paraguariensis (yerba mate) is the source of this 600-nucleotide messenger RNA. The record is from the annotation of a GenBank genome assembly. Lineage: Eukaryota; Viridiplantae; Streptophyta; Magnoliopsida; Aquifoliales; Aquifoliaceae.
AUGUUUGCUCGUAUCUUUCGCUCUCAAUUCACCUACACCUUCCCAGUCUCCAUUGGACCAAAAUUCCUUCGUCUCUAUUUCUUCCCAGCUAAUUACUCUGACCUGGACAUAGCCAACUCUUUCUUCUCUGUCACCUCCAGCGGCCACACCCUCUUAAGCAACUUUAGUGCCUUCCUCACUGUCUCUGCCAUGAAACCCGCAGUUGCUACCCUUAGAAAGGAAUUCAUCUUCAACGUUAGGGACAACCAGAGACUGAACAUAACCUUUUUGCCGUCUCCGAACUCUUACGCCUUCGUUAAUGGCAUUGAAGUCGUUUCAAUGCCGAAAAAUCUCUACAUUCGCGGCGGCAGUGAUCAUCAAAUCCCACUAACUCCAUUUCUGAGAGAUUCAAAAGGAUGUGACCCUCAAGAACCAAAGGGUUUUUAUAAUAUACAUCAACAAUCAAACAACAUAGAGAGGAGCAGAUGUUAUCCUGUGGAGUGGUGGCACUGGAUUCCUGUGUUCAAAGACUACAUCAUAAUGGUCACCGACCCAGAUGGUCGUCGGAACAAGCAAGACUUGAGGCUCGCUAUGUACCCUGACCUCCACUUUAGACCUUAG